ACACUAACGCAUGACCUUGUCGUUUCGCGGCACUUCAAAAUCGUACAACACUACGCUAAAUGGGUUCCAGUAGUAGUAGCCUCGUUGAUGUUUCUAAGGAUAAACCACUACAAAAGUUUGUUGGACCAGAGGAGUUACCGCCAAACAGUGAAUUUUGGAAUGAUUUUUUAUCUUCCUUUGGCUCGUCAAAAAAUAACAGUGCCUUAAUGAACUUCGAAGAGACAAGUAAAAGUCUUUUGAGGGAUCUUAAAAAGAAUAACCUCCAAUCACAUAACAUUCCUAAUUUAAUCCAGUUCCUCAUAUCACAGGUGUCAGAACUAAUGGGCUCCACCAACAUAUGCGAGGAUACUAUUUUAAUCGUCCAAAAUGGACUUCUUAUUCUCCGCCUCUCAGUAAAAUACCUGAUGGAGCACACUUCUGAAGCUAGGUUUUUUGCUCAUUUUUCUGUAACUUCACCAGAAGAUCCGCAUUGUCUAUCUGUUAUCGAAUGUCUGUUUCCUGUUCUUUUCAAGCUUGUAACCAACUUACCCAUACAAGACAAUACCUACUUAUUGCAUUGUGAAGCUCAUCUCUUGUGUAUAGUUUUACUUUCUCGCCAAAUGUAUAAAGAACUAUCGGCUCCCUUGCCACAAGUUUAUGUUUCUGUUGUGUGGGGAAAGUGUGCUUCUUUGGCUCCUGCAUUAGUUUGCCGUUUACUGUCCAACUUUGCUGAGAAUCGUCCUGUCCCACCACAUUUACACGGUAUUGAACAGUACAGUUUAAUAUGGAGGGCUGCAUCAUCUGUUGCAGGCGGUCUACUAUCAAUUGUCACACUUGGCGGCUUCUUAAGUCGUGGCACUGCUAAUACUACUGCUACAACAACAAAAUCUGAUACACUGGAUACUCCUCAAGUGACAAUUGUUGAAGCAGUCAAAGCUACCUCAGCUGUUGAUCUUGUCACCUCUGAAUCAAAUACUAAAUCUGUUGAUCAGUGUCAUUUAUUAUCUAAUGUCAGCUCAUUGCUAUUACUGGUGCUUACAACACAGGCUGGAUCAAUUGAAAAGUCUAUUUCAACUUAUCCUGAUCUUGGUCUGAAAGAUUCUAAUCCUUUAGGUCGAAAUCCCUAUCGAAAUACCCUGUUCACUUUACAAGAUGAAACUGUUCAAAAGCAUCAAGCAGAAUCGAUAAUGGAUUCAACUCAUGUACUGCCUAAGUCAACGCCUCGAUUACAACCAGGCGGUGCUACAUUGAAUGGACAUUUGAAUAUUGUUACACAGUCAUCAUCAUCGUUUAUAAAUUUCACGGCGAUCUGUGAUACAGCUGCUUUAACUUUAUCUCAGGAUAGUAGCCCAUUAAUACUCUAUCUGUUAUUACAUCGUAAUACAAAUUUUCAUACAUUUAUUAUGCAAGACAGAGGAUAUGAAAAAUUGCUUCCACCCUUGUUAAAUAUUCUUUACAAAUCUCAAUCACACAAUUCACAUCUUGUUUAUAUGGCGUUAAUUUUACUGCUUAUAUUUACGGAGAAUGAACAAUUUGGACGAGAUAUACACACAUCAGAGAUUAAAUGGGUUCAAUGGUCAGCUAAUCGUCGACUAUCGAAUGUUUCUUAUGGAAGUUUAACUGUUCUAGUACUUUGUCGUACAAUUCAAUAUCAUUUGAAUCAGUUAAAAGACAAAUAUCUUCAUGUGAAUAUUUUGGCAGCUUUGGCUAACUUAUCUCCGCGAAUAACUAAACUUCAUCCUUAUGCUUGUGAUACAUUGGUUAAUCUUCUACAAUUGUUGAUCAAACGUCAUAAUAAAACUGUCGAUAUUCUACGUAAAAUGUCCGAUGAUAAUCAAUCACAAACAGUUGGUGAAGUCACUAAACUGUUGAGUAAUACAUCGAUUAAUUCAUCUUCUGCUACAGAAGAGGAAAUGGUACAAGAAUUAGCAUUACUUGAAGAAGUGAUUCGUAUGCUGUUGGAAAUUAUCAACUCGAUUAUUACACAUACAAUGAUGUCGAAUACAGAUUUAAUAUAUUCCCUGUUGUAUAAGAAGGAUUCAUUUGCUCCACUGCGGUCACAUCCAUCCUUUCAGGUUAGAAAAGUAUUUAUUAUUUUAAUAUUUGAAAUUUUCAAGAUUGACCAUGGAUUGAUGUCAGUUUAGAGAAGCAUUGAAAACCAGCAGGGAGUACUGGGAAACUGCGACAAGUGGUGUCCGUCAGGGAUGCCAAUUAUCCCCAUUUCUAUUCAAUUUCAUCAUAGAUGUACUAAUGGACUUAACUCUAACUGCUGACUUCAGAGACUCAGGGAUUAACUUGUUACCAUCAGGGGGAUGAUCUCAUUGACUUAGAAUAUGCAUGUGGAUGAUAUAUUCCUUCUAGGGUGGGUGAAGACGCAGACAAAAUGGAGCAGAGUCUUCUGAAUACCUUGAGCUGCUAUCUACGAAUGUUUGGCAUGCGAUUCGCUCUAGCCAAAUGUAAGAUGAUGUUAGAGGAAUCACUGGACUACAUUGACUCCUAGCUUAAAAAUAUGCAAUGAAUGAAGUGGUGGCUUAGCGUGUUGACCACUUCACUUAUUUGGAGAGUUGCAUCAACCGAUGUUAACGGGUUGACCUCUGACGAAAUCUCUAGACUGAUAAAGAAGGCUCGUUUUGCUUGAGCCAGUUUACGCCACCUCUGACUUAGUAGACGUGAAAUCCGGUUGGCUAUCGACCAAAGGGCGGAUGUACAGCUCAACAGUCCGCUCCGUCUUCCUUUACGGCUGGCUGUGAGACCUGGCCAUUGAGAAUGCAAGGCAUGAAACGCCAGUUGGCUGUUUUUGAUCACAGGUACCUACGUUCUAUCUCCCGUGUGAUAUGGUAUAAUAAAUGAGCAAUAUUGAGGUUAGACUUCAGUCGAGUGCCAGGUGAGUGGGGAGGGGAAAUCAUUUGACGAGGCUGUGAAGCUACAUCGACUGAGGUGGUUAGGACAUGUGUUACAUAUCAAUGCUUAGUCACCGCCUUCCUCGACGGUCAAUGUUAGCUGAGAGAGAGGGUCAGAUUGGAAAAGAGCUAGCGCAGGUCAAACAAAAACAUGGCUUCACCAGUCAAUGAAAUCUACAACAGUCAGUUUAAGCCAGUCACGUAGGAAGGUGUAGACUGGCUUCCUGACUGGUUGGGGUCCCCGGGUCGGUAAAAACCAAUGGGGUUGGAAACAGUUGGUGAGAUGGCUUAAAAUCGUUCUCAGUGAUGGCUAGCGGAGAUGCAUCCACUCCUUGUGAUUUAUGAUUUCCAAUGAAACUGUUUUGUUCUUCGUUAUUACUCUUCCCUUGUCUCACUCGCACCUCUGUUUACUGUCUCUAUUAUGCAUUUCUUCUACUUUCUUCUCUUGCUUUGUGUGUGCUACAAGGAGGGAGUGCGGCGACUUGAACUUGCAAGGCAAGCUCAUAGACCAUGAUGCCACUGGGAUCCAACUCGAUCCAAUGACCAGCCCGUGAUUCCAACUUCUGCCAAUAAUUCACGACAUAACGCGACCAGCAACCAACGUCUUCGGAUCGGGUCCCUGUGGCUCAGUUGUUUAUGGGCUGUUCUCAUAACCAGGAGGUCCUGGGUUGAAACCGCCGUUAGUAGGUACACACUGUGAAUAGUCCCAAACCGGGAAGAUACAAUUAACUGUCCAAUACUUCCAGAUUUUUCAAUGAUUCGUUAACCAAUUACAGCUCAUGAUGAUAUCUAAAUAUUACAAGUAUAAUUUAAUAGUUUUAGAGGUCAUCAUAAAUUAUUUUUUGACAAAAUGGCUGUGACUGAGAGUCUUUUAAUAAAAUGUAUUUCAUUUAACUUUUAUAGUCAAACCUAUCCACCGAUGGAGUCAAACGUUUCUUUUAGGACAAGAAAUACAGAGAUGAAUAAGGCAUUUAGAAGACAAAUUGCUCGAAAUGAUAUCGUCAUUUCGUAGUUUCUUUACAACUGCUUUACAACCAACACGGUUCAUAAUAAUAGAAUAAAAUAAAAUGCAUGACAAUUACUCAGUUAUAUAAAAAAAGAAAAAGUACAUACUAAUGACCAAUCAUAUUUAAAUAGGUCAUGUUGUCCAUGGUAGGCGAAGGUUGAAGUCCAU
Messenger RNA from Trichobilharzia regenti, 4053 nucleotides. NCBI's taxonomy places the organism in Eukaryota, Metazoa, Platyhelminthes, Trematoda, Strigeidida, Schistosomatidae. The record is from the annotation of a GenBank genome assembly.